CCUAUUUAUCUUACACAAGAUAUCCAAACCCAACUUUCAUCACCGGGAAUCCGCCCCCUCAAAUCGGGACACAGACAUGAUGAGCACACUCCAAAACAGAUUCGACAGCGCGGAGCCCAUGCAGCGCGAAACUUCAUCUGGACUAUCUAUUUUAGUAGUCGGGGGUGGAAUCGCUGGUUUGGGCUUUGCAAUUGAAGGAUAUCGAAAGGGUCAUAAUGUUCGCAUCAUUGAUCGGCGACCCAACUUCGAAGAUUACGGUGAUAUUAUCGGCAUCCUGGACUCUGCUUUGCAUUCAAUGAAACACUGGCCUGGGUUUCUUGAAGCAUGUUACGAAACGCCUUUCCCGAAAUCUUACAUGGCAUACAAGUAUGAUGGCUCACUUAUUGGAAAGUUGGGAGAAGGUCUUGGAAUGAGCCGAGCUGAAUUUCAUCGCCUGCUGCAUCAGUAUGCGUUACGAAUCGGUGUUUCCAUUCGCAACUCAGCCAAGGCAGUGGAUUAUUUUGAGACUGACAGCCAGGGUGGCGUCAUACUUGAGAGCGGAGAGCACCUCACUGCAGAUGUCGUCGUCGCCGCUGACGGGAUCGGCUCAAGAUCAUGGCGAUUGAUAGCUGGCACUAAGGAAGAGCCCAUAAGCUCAAGCUUCGCCAUGUUCAGGAGCACCUUUCCGGUUGAGUUGGCCAUGCAGAACCCGUUGAUUGCCGAGGCCUUCGCAGGCGUUGAGUCAGAGAGUCGGCUGUACUUCGGCCCUGGAGCUCAUAUGGUAAUGGGGAAAACGCCCAAAGAUAUGAUCUGGAUGCUCACACACAAGGACGAUGGCAAUGCUGCAGAAGACUGGGCCAGACCUGCCGAUCCUAUGGACGCGCUUCCUUAUGUGGAGGGCUGGGCGCCAUGGUUCAAGGAACUUAUCAAGACAACCCCGAAAGACAGGGUAGUGGACUUCAAGCUAAUGUGGCGCAAUCCUCGGGAAACGUGGGUUUCUCCCAAAGCACGAGUUGUCCAGGUUGGCGACGCAGCCCACACGUUCCUACCCACGUCGGCGAGCGGUGCUACGAUGGCACUUGAGGAUGCGUUUUCUCUUGCAGCUCUGCUUCAUCUGGGAGGGAAGAACAACGCGCCGUUGGCACUGAGGGUUCAAAACAAGCUCAGGUUUGAGCGUGUGACAUGUGCUCAGAAGAUGGGCUUCAAAAACAGGGAAACUUUCCAUAAUACUGACUGGGAUGCUGUAGCCAGGAAUCCCUCUUCAGUCAAUAAGCAGAUUGGUGACUGGGUCUCCAGGCACGACCCAGAGAGGUAUGCUUACGACAUGUACACGAAGUGCGUUAGUCACAUUAUCACCGGAACACCAUUCCACAAUUCAAACACGCCACCAGGGCAUACCUUUGCGCCAUGGACGGUUUCAGAGCUUCUAGAUUACGCAGCACGAGGGGAAAAGAUUGUGGAUGAUGGCGAUUGGUUUUGAAUAAUAGGGUGCUUUUUCGUUUCUGGGAGAUGAGAAGGUCCCUCUUGAUUGUACAAGCACCUGUGGUUGCAGGCCAAGAUCUGAGUGGUCCAACCAGGACUGCCGGACGGCGAUGCGCUAUCAGAGGCAGCUACUAGCGUGCAGACCAUUCUAAACAACAUCUACCAUGCUUUCCAAGGCAAGAAAGUUCCU
Colletotrichum destructivum is the source of this 1651-nucleotide messenger RNA. RefSeq names its product Putative FAD-binding domain, FAD/NAD(P)-binding domain superfamily. The transcript is spliced from 4 exons. The coding region runs from base 77 to 1459 and encodes 460 amino acids. Lineage: Eukaryota; Fungi; Ascomycota; Sordariomycetes; Glomerellales; Glomerellaceae. Gene Ontology annotation, molecular function: FAD binding; monooxygenase activity. The record is from RefSeq and is a predicted model, not a curated record.